ACAAGCUGAACCCCUCUUGGCUUUAACUGUACCCGUCUGUCUUGUAAAAACGCAGAGGGAGAAGGUGCUGCCUCUGUGUCACUCUAACCUCUCUUUCAUUUCUACUUCCUCUUUCCAUUCUUCAGCACGAUCGAGGCCCACCAUGGCGGCGCCGAGCUCCAGUGGACUCGAGGUCCUCAUCAGCACGUUGCAGAACGCUGGAGACAAGGAGAACAUGCUGAACAUCCUGAACGUCCUGGAUGAACUGUUGUCAGCAGGCACAGACAGACGGAUUCAUCACAUGAUAUCGAAAGGAGGCAGCGAGGCCCUGCUGACGGCUCUGGUGAACUCAGCCCGCAGCUUCACUCCCAACUACACCAUCCUACUGCCGCUGCUGCACCUGCUGGCCAAAGUGGGCUACCGCGAUCGUCAGAUUGGUCUGAAAGCAGAGAAGGCAGAUGCAGUUCUGGUGGUUCUGGGUUUGCUGCAGCAGAAUACAGAGAACGCCCGGAGAGCCGCGGCCUGUCUUUGGGUUCUCAGAGUCUUCUGCUCCUCUGUGACCACAGCUGACCUGCUGGGGAAGAACCGAGGGCUGGAUGUGGUCUUCAAACUUAUGUCUCCACACAGCUCCAAGCACCUACGCACCAUCAAGGCGGCUGUUGACGCUUUUGCUGCAAUGUUAUGCUCAAAGGUCAACUGUCGGACUGCUGUUGCGAAAGGCUACAUCGCGGAUCUUUUGAAGCUGUACGAAGACUGGCACAACAAUGACGUCAACCUUAAGAACAUUCCUAUCCGUAGAGCCCUACUUCAUUGUCUGCAACGUGCCACCAACUCACCUGUGGGCAGAGACGCCCUGGUCGCCGAAGGUGGCAUUAGUCUUCUCUUCCAGACCACUCAGACCUGUUUGGCCAUGAAAGGCCUCGAAUCUCUGGUGGAACCCGCGAUCCAGCUGAUGAGAAAGUGCAAUCCCAAAGUCCCUCUUCCACUGACCUCAGAUAAGAGCGUCUUCAGCUUUUCUAUUCCUGGGAGGCCUGUCGAUGACUGGGAUGCUGAUUUAGGACUUUACGAUGGCAGUUUAGAAGAUGACAGUGAGGAAGACGAGGAGAACGAGGAGCCAGACAACAGGGACUACGAGGAUGACCUGGAAACAGACGUGAACAAGCUGCGUCCCCGACCAGAGCCCGACCGGCCCCUAGAGCAGCUGGGCCAAUAUGUGCGCCUCUGCCCUGAGCUGCACCAUGACUUCCAGGAUUUGGACUCCAGCUCUGAGGUCGAUGAAAGCUCAGACGAUGACAGCACUCUGAUGGGAGAUUUGCAAGACGAGACACCGAGUGACCAGAGAGGCUACGAGCUGCCCUCCGACAGAAAUGAACACCACCUCCAGACGAGCGACUUCAAUAAGCAUUAUCUCAAUUGCUCUAGGAAAGGCCGAAAAGGCCACUCUAGUAUAGUGGACAGGCUUCUGGAGAAGUACGGGAUCUGCAUUCCCAACCAUGAUCCACGUCUCUAUGCCGCCACUGCAGCCAAUACAAAGUCUAUAGCCGGAUACUCCAUUCUAGCCUUCCCUGACUUCUGGGGACACCUGCCCCCACAAGAGCAAGAGCCCAUGGCUAAAAGACCACCACAUGUGCAAAGAAAGAAAGUUUUCGAAGACAUCCAGCGUCUCAUCUGUCCAGAGGACAUCAUCAACAAGGUUGUUUUUGACAUGGACGAUCACAGUCCACAGUGUUCCCCCGAUAUGUGUCCCAGUUCCCUUCACUUCUUCUCCAAAUUUGAGAGCGGGAAUCUGCGAAAAGCCAUUCAGGUCCGCAGUCAUGAAUAUGAUUUGAUUCUCAAUGCUGAUGUCAACUCCUCUGCAUUUUGUCAAUGGUUCUAUUUUGAAGUCAGCGGCAUGGUGGCCGGCGUGCCUUAUCGUUUCAACAUUAUCAAUUGUGAGAAGGGAAACAGCCAGUAUAACUAUGGCAUGCAGCCUGUGCUGUAUUCUGUGAGGGAUGCGCUGGAGGGCAGACCACACUGGGUGAGAACAGGCUCUGAAAUCUGCUAUUACAGAAAUCAUUUCUGCGCUAGAAGAGGUCAAAAAAGUUCUUUCUACACGCUGACAUUCACGGUGACCUUUCAUCACGAAGAUGACGUGUGCUACUUGGCCUACCACUACCCUUAUACCUACACCACCCUUCAGACCCAUUUGAGAAUGUUGGAGAAGUCUGUAGACCCAGAGAAAGUUUUCUUCAGGCAACAAAACCUCUGUGACACGCUGGCAGGAAACUCCUGCUCCUUAGUCACGAUCACAGCCUGCCCCACUUCCAGAGCCUGGAAACAUCUGCACCAGCUGCGUAACCGGCCAUGUGUGGUGCUGACAGCAAGGGUUCAUCCAGGAGAGAGCAAUGCCAGCUGGGUACUGAAGGGCACGCUGGAGUUCCUGUGCAGCAGUGAUCCCGUAGCCGAGAGCUUGAGAGAGGCCUACAUCUUCAAAAUCAUCCCCAUGCUCAACCCUGACGGGGUCAUUAAUGGCAAGUAUGUACGCUUACAUGCAUAG
Molecule: messenger RNA, 2515 nt
Organism: Carassius auratus (goldfish)
Lineage: Eukaryota; Metazoa; Chordata; Actinopteri; Cypriniformes; Cyprinidae
Product: cytosolic carboxypeptidase 4-like
Exons: 18
Coding region: 143-2515 (790 amino acids)
Biological process (GO): C-terminal protein deglutamylation; proteolysis; protein side chain deglutamylation
Molecular function (GO): zinc ion binding; metallocarboxypeptidase activity
Source: RefSeq, a predicted model, not a curated record